UGGCUAGAUGUCACCCGACAUCAAACAAGAGGAAGAAGAUCGUACCAGAAGUUGUAUUGUUUAUCCGGAAAACAUGUGUUCUACCGUCAGUGAUACGGUUUAAGUUUCUGCACAAAAAUCAGCAAGUAAGAGCCUUGAGAGGCACAGCGAUCAAACCAAGCUCGGUAAUCAUCUUUCUGUUCGGCUGUUGUCGACUCAGCUUCGUUUGAAUCGGCGACGUGAGCCAAGAUGAAGCCGCCUCCUCGUACUCGAAUUAAACCAGGUCGCAUCCGGACACCUGACGGGUCACCGGUGGACUCAGGUAGAGUGUCCCAAAACUGGAAGCGAUUUGAGCGGAACAAUCUUCUGAAGGCCCUGCAAACGCUUAGCAUGACGACUGGAGGCCAAGGGGACAUCGAUUAUGCCGCCCUGAGGAAACGGGUGCCCACUCGGUCCGUCGCAGAGAUCCACGCUGUUGUAGAGGGUCUUAAAGACAAAGUGAUCUCUUCUGCGAGCUUCUACCUGAAAAACAAAGAUGAGAUGGUCAGAAAGCCCAUCGAGAUGUGGACAGAUAUGGCUUUGGCUGUGACUGGAAGCCUCAACGAUCCCAUUUGUAGAGCUUUCUCUCAGAUGCUGAUAGUGUCAUCCACUGAACCUCGUACUCUGAGGAACUGUGACCCUCCUCAGGACAACAGACUUUCCACAGACGCAGGCAGGCGUCUGGGUUGCAGCAUCCCUCAGAGACGAAUGCUUCGUUUUUCAAGCAAAGGUAAGCGCCCUGGCACCAACACAGCCCAUCCUUUUGUGGUAUUCAAGACGCCAGCACCAACCAUAGGUCGGGCCAUGAGACUCCCAGUAUCAUCCAAUGUGGUUAGAUUGCCAAAUAUCAGAAUCCCUCCACCCCAGCAACAGCCUUCAAACGCAGCUGGAACCCAACCUGCUGCCACCUCCCACCCCCCAGGCAGAGCAGAGGAACUCGUGCCUCCUACAACUCCCCAGCUUGUGUCACAGACUGUGAUCCCAGUCACAACCUGUUCCAAUACUACUUCAGAGGUGAAGACUGUGAAUGUUGGCAGCCUUGUAAAGCAGCCUACACAGCAGCUGUCAAAGCAGAAACCCUCCACCAUCUCUACUUUAAAGUCCCAUUCUUCCCGUCCUGACAUGCCCCUCGCUUCGUCUGCCACCCGUCUCACCCCUCUCCCCAGUACUGCUCCAUCCUCUGUAAAGUCUUCCACUUCAGCCACCUCCAACCACCCAGUGGCCCCACUCUCCACACCUGCUGCUGCGUUUCCUUCCAGGGUUGGUUGCGCUAGCAAAUCUGCCAAUAAAAAAACUAUCCGGACCUUCGAUGUCAACUCUAAUGUGGACUUUGAGAGGAUCUAUCACUACAUGAGCGCCCUGCACGAGACGGACGACAAGCGCCCUCUCACCCCCAUGGAGAGUGCUAUCAUGUUGGACCUGUUGAUGUCUCUUCCAGAGGAGCUUUCCCUGCUGCCCUGCACCAAACUGCACAAACAUCUGAUCCAGAUGUACCAACGUCUAUCAUCCCCUGCUAACUCCAUGGAAGGUGGAGAACUGUUUAAAGACCCACAGGAUGGACUCUCUGCUCAGACAGGUGGUCAAGACAUGCCAGCCUGUCAGCAGAUCACUGCUCAGCCCUUUGACAGCAGUGGAGUCCAGGACAGUGAAGAGCCAGAGGCGGCUGAGAGCCAAUCAUCAGGAACCAAAACCUCCUCUAUCCAACCAGGGAAGGACAAUGAGAUGGGAUUCCCCCCCCUCAAUCCUUUUUCGGUGCCACUGCAACUUUUGAUGCGUAGAUAGGUUGCAUUUAAAAUGUAUGAAACAAAUGUGCAAUGUUUUUAGGAGGCAUUAUUCAUGUUGUUAUCUCACACAGUCUUGACCCACAAAUGUGUAGGUUUUGCUGAGGGGCUGGGUUUUGAGCUUGUGUAUUUUCUGAAUAUACAAAAAUAGAAUUUGUGAAAUGUGAAGGUUUGCUUUGAAUUUCUGUUCAGAUUCAUCACCCUGUUUACUUAUUCUUAAAACGGACUGUUGCGUCUUUAAUUUUUGGCUAUUUCAGACAGUUUUAUUUAGGUUCUGUUCCAUUACUAAUAAUAAGCACAGACUGACAUUGAAUUGCAUAUGUACUGAUGCCAAAACCACAGCGUGUUGCUACCCCCGUGAGUCCGUCUCAUUGUAACAUGAUUUUCUCGUUUUGAUAAUACUCUCAAUAUUUUACCAUGAUUGUGUUAUAUUAACAUAUUUUGUUUUAGAAUCCGUUUUUCAUGGUAGUAUUAGAUAUUUAUGUUUCAACAACAAAUAAAGAAAUGAAGUAUUUAAUGUGAAUAACAAAGAAUGAAAUCUUUAGAAUUUAUUUUUUAUAAAAGAUUUUUAAACCGCUUUCUUAAAGGACUUAUCAAGAGUUCAGAAUUUGUUUAACUACUGAAAUUGACUUAAAAUGUGAGAAAAUUAUGUUGUUUCUGGUCCUGCACUCUCUAAACCUCAACAGCUACAACAUUGUUGUGAACACUUGAGGUAUAGGAUAAUUGCCAUGAAACCCAGUUUGUGUUGACAAUAAAGAUCAAUCAAAUUAAAUCAAA
Pleuronectes platessa (European plaice) is the source of this 2576-nucleotide messenger RNA. It is a transcript of the gene snapc2, whose product is annotated as small nuclear RNA activating complex, polypeptide 2. The coding region runs from base 229 to 1800 and encodes 523 amino acids. Gene Ontology annotation, cellular component: nuclear body. The transcript has 6 exons. The record is from RefSeq and is a predicted model, not a curated record. Gene Ontology annotation, biological process: snRNA transcription. NCBI's taxonomy places the organism in Eukaryota, Metazoa, Chordata, Actinopteri, Pleuronectiformes, Pleuronectidae. Gene Ontology annotation, molecular function: RNA polymerase II general transcription initiation factor activity.